AACUGAGCUGUAUUUGGAUGGAGAGAUCUAAUACUGGAGCACUUUCGCCUGUGUAUCCGUGCUGUCGACGGUCAUAUGAAAAUCUGGGGACGGCGCUGCCACUAAAAAAGGAAAAUAUGGUAUUCGUUGUAUUUCCAGCCGUAUAGGGCUGCAGUGCUAGCACCAUUUAGGUAGCAAUGUAGGUAAUGUUAGCUGGGACGCUUGGACAGAAAUAGCCCUCAAAAGCAAACAGCAGCCUGCUCCAGUGUUUGGACUUCCUUUGUGUAUAGUAAUCGUCCGGUUUGCUGUUGCUCUGGUAUGCAUCUCUCCAAGAAAUGUUCCGCCUUCAAAGUGGUGCUGAGUGCUCUGCUGAUAGUGGCGCUGCUGCAGCUCAUAUACUUGUCCUUCCUAUCCAAGUUUCACGGUAAGCAGCAGCGGUACCGAUACUCAGAGCUGUUUGGAGGCUCUGGAGGCAAGAAAAAUGGGCACCAAGAGAAAAACUCGCGCAAGGAGCGUCUGAGGUACUCGCUGUCUACUGGGGGCAUCUUUGAUAACAGUGGGCAGUACCGGGUGUACAAGAACUUGAUCAAAAGUGAUUUCACCACUAAUCAGAAACCUGGAUCCGACCCCAGCGCCAAUGUCCUGGCUUUAGCAUCACACACAACCAUCAACAACCUCCAUCAUAUUGAAUCUCUUCUGGAAAGGUGGCAGAACCCUCUCUCUGUGGCCAUAUUUGCACAUGGGCAAGAUGUCAAGUUUGCCACCGCUUUGGUUUAUGCACUCAGCUUCUUCUGUCCUCAGAUCCAAGCCCUGGUGGACUUCCACUUGGUGUGCCUCUCGGGAGAGAUGGCCAGUUUCCCUGAGCAGGACCGGGAGCACUUUGCAGGCCUUGAGGACUGUGCCUCUGUGUUUUCCAGACUGGAGACCCACAGGGAUAAAUACAAGAACUAUGCCAUCAGUGGAAACAUCUCCUACCCCAACAACCUUCUGCGUAAUGUUGCCCGAAGUGGCACAGAGUCCUCCUACAUCCUGGUCAUCGACAUCGACAUGAUGCCCAGCGCUGACCUGCACGAGCAGUUUCUGGCCAUGAUCAUGAAGCGUGAGCAGGCCAGUGACGAGGUAUUUGUCCUGCCCGCUUUCGAGAUCCGCCAUGCCAGGAAGAUGCCGGCCUCAAAGUCGGAGUUAGUGCAGCUCUACCAGGUGGGUGAGGUGCGGCCGUUUUAUGAAGAGCUUUGUCCUCGCUGUCAGGCACCCACGAACUACUCACAGUGGGUUAACAGCCACGUCAGAGGGACGGGGACCCUGGAGGUUGCCUACACGCUCACCUGGGUGGACCCCUGGGAGCCUUUCUACAUCGGGCCCCACACUGUGCCCCUCUACGAUGAGAACUUCAAGCAAUAUGGCUUCAAUCGUAUUAGCCAGGCCUGUGAGCUCCAUGUGGCAGGAUACAGGUUCUCGGUGCUCAGCUCAGCCUUUGUGGUGCACCGGGGCUUCAAGAUCCAGGGGGAGUUCCAUGCCAAGAAGGACGAGGAGAACAAACACAACCGAGUUCUGUUUCGCAGCUUCAAAGAGGGCCUGAAAACCAAAUACCCAUCCUCUAACAGACGAUGCUGAGAAAAGAUGAGGACUCAGAGUCCUGCCGGUUUCAGUCUCAAAUUAAAUCGGUCUUCUGCUGACAUGGACGUACAUUUUACUGUCAGCAUAAGAACCCAAUUUUUUCCCUUUGAUUUUUAGUGGUGAUGGCACAGUGGGAGUUUAAGCUAAUCCAACCCCCCCCAAUCCUCUCUGAACAUGAGCAGCAUUGAAAUGUUCACUGGGGAUUUCUGACAAUGUCCUACUAGUCAGGAUCGAAACGAAGAAACGAGCAGUCGAGACUUAAGCUAAACAGUGUUGAAAGCAGUAGCCAAGACCACAUUACAUAACAGAUUAUUUGCUUAAAUUUAGACAGAGUUUCAAAGCAUAUGAGGUACAUAACCCAUACUUCAAAAAGUGUGAUUUUAAGACAUUUUGGGGCUUGUCUAGACACAAGAAUAGACACAAAAAGUGUAACUGCAAGAUAAGACCCUACAUAUCCAGUCAGAGACAUAUCCUAAAGAACAAAAGUACUAAUUGUACUGUAUUUAACAUGAUAUUUAAGGUUAUGUAUUUAAUGCCAGCUGAUCAAAGGUUGCUGUGUCUUUUAAAAAGACAAGCCUGGUGCCAAACCUCA
Scomber japonicus (chub mackerel) is the source of this 2188-nucleotide messenger RNA. It is a transcript of the gene b4gat1, whose product is annotated as beta-1,4-glucuronyltransferase 1. Gene Ontology annotation, molecular function: glucuronosyltransferase activity. The transcript has 2 exons. Bases 298 to 1593 code for a protein of 431 amino acids. NCBI's taxonomy places the organism in Eukaryota, Metazoa, Chordata, Actinopteri, Scombriformes, Scombridae. The record is from RefSeq and is a predicted model, not a curated record.